Molecule: messenger RNA, 1917 nt
Organism: Cynara cardunculus var. scolymus (artichoke)
Lineage: Eukaryota; Viridiplantae; Streptophyta; Magnoliopsida; Asterales; Asteraceae
Product: dihydrolipoyllysine-residue succinyltransferase component of 2-oxoglutarate dehydrogenase complex 2, mitochondrial
Exons: 15
Coding region: 186-1604 (472 amino acids)
Biological process (GO): tricarboxylic acid cycle
Cellular component (GO): oxoglutarate dehydrogenase complex
Molecular function (GO): dihydrolipoyllysine-residue succinyltransferase activity
Source: RefSeq, a predicted model, not a curated record
AAGACAGAAAAAAAAAGAAAAGGAAUAAUCGAACACAAAAGAAGCCUCCAAGAAGAUCUUCAUUCGCGGCGUCCCCUUGCCUACGAUUAAUCCACGCAUCUGCGUCAACAAUCAAUUCAUUACUCCAUUCUUCUCGAAGAAGAUCCAGACUGUUCUUCAGUCAGAAUAUAAAGUUGAAGCUAGCGAUGUUUGGUGUUCUCCGGAGAAAAGUCAUUAGCGGAAGCUCUUCUGCUUCGAUCAUAGGAAAAUCAUGGCGAACAACUCGUCCCCUAGCAUCUACAACUGUAACUUGUUUCACCCCAGAAGGAGAGGUAUUACUCCAUCCGGGAAUUAUUGGGAACAUUAGAAGUAUAUGUCAUGUUUCUCAACCUGGUGGUGCAUUGAAUUUAAGGCCAUUGAGGGAAGUUAUGACCAGUCUUCAGCCAUGUGUCAGCAUGCAAAUGCAUAGCAGAAUGUUCUCCUCUGACAGUGGUGAUCUGGUUGAUGCUGUUGUCCCUUUUAUGGGUGAAUCUAUAAGUGACGGUACACUGGCAGCUUUCCUGAAGAAACCUGGUGACAGAGUAGAAGUUGAUGAACCAAUUGCGCAAGUUGAAACAGACAAGGUGACUAUAGAUGUUGCUAGUCCUGAAGCGGGUAUAAUUCAAGAGUUUGUAGCAAAGGAAGGGGACACUGUUGAACCAGGUACAAAAGUUGCUAUCAUCUCAAAGUCUGCAGAAGGUGCAGCUGCUCCAUCCAAGAAGGCAUCUGAAGACACUGUUUCUCAGCCACCACCACCUCCUGCUGCUGAGAAGAUGGAGGAGAAGCCAAAGGCAAAAGUUGAAGCUACCCCUGCCAUUGAAAAGCCCAAGCCAGCUUCUCCACCGCCUUCUAGAACCUCUGCAUCAGAACCCCAGCUUCCUCCUAAAGAAAGAGAAAGACGUGUUCCUAUGACCCGGCUAAGAAAGCGAGUUGCUACACGUCUGAAGGAUUCUCAAAACACAUUUGCUUUGUUGACGACAUUCAAUGAAGUUGACAUGACUAAUUUGAUGAAACUCCGUUCCGAGUACAAGGACGCCUUCUUCGAGAAGCAUGGAGUCAAGUUAGGACUGAUGUCUGGAUUUGUUAAGGCUGCUGUCAGUGGACUCCAAAAUCAGCCGAUCAUCAAUGCAGUUAUUGAUGGGGAUGACAUCAUAUAUAGAGAUUAUAUUGAUAUCAGCAUAGCUGUCGGUACUCCAAAGGGACUCGUUGUGCCAGUGAUUCGCAAUGCUGAAAAGAUGAACUUUGCUGAGAUAGAGAAAGAAAUAAACAGUCUUGCUAAGAAGGCAAAUAAUGGAACCAUAUCCAUUGAUGAGAUGGCAGGAGGCUCAUUUACUAUCUCAAAUGGUGGUGUUUAUGGAAGCCUUUUGAGUACUCCAAUCAUUAAUCCUCCUCAGUCUGCAAUUUUGGGCAUGCAUUCAAUCGUGAGCCGACCAAUGGUGGUCGGAGGUAACAUAAUCCCAAGACCUAUGAUGUACAUCGCCCUAACCUAUGACCAUAGGCUGAUCGACGGAAGAGAGGCAGUGUUUUUCCUCCGCCGAAUUAAAGACGUGGUUGAGGAUCCAAGGAGGUUGCUUCUUGACAUCUAAAAGGGUCGAUAACCCGAUUUUGCUUGAUUUCUGGUAUACUUGAAGCAAGCUUAACCAGAAUAAUCGUCUUUGAUGCUAAAAAGUUUUGUACGCUUUUGUCGUUUUGUUGCGGCCAAGACAUGUUUGGAUUCGAUACGAAUGUUAAGUGAUAGCAUAACAAAUGUUUCAAUACUGCUCAAACCAUGCAUAUGUUGCCCUGUUGGUUUGUGCUUCUUGUGGAACUCCUAAACCAUACUUGAAUAACUUUGGAUGAACAACAUUUUUGGUGAUGUUUCUUGGAUUCAUUAUGUUAAAUCUAUGUUGGUAUUUGCAA